Messenger RNA from Passer montanus (Eurasian tree sparrow), 2801 nucleotides. RefSeq names its product nucleolar RNA helicase 2-like. The record is from RefSeq and is a predicted model, not a curated record. NCBI's taxonomy places the organism in Eukaryota, Metazoa, Chordata, Aves, Passeriformes, Passeridae. Bases 16 to 2436 code for a protein of 806 amino acids. Gene Ontology annotation, molecular function: RNA binding; RNA helicase activity; ATP binding. The transcript has 15 exons.
CAUGGCGGGCCCGUCAUGGCGGCCGCCCCCUCCCAGCGUGCGGCGCGCGCGGGGUGCGCCGGGACUUGCAGUCCUCGCGUUGUCCCCCGGGGCACGCCGGGAGUUGUGGUCCCACGCCGACGGCCGCAGGCGAUUGGCUGCCGCACCGCUUGGCCCCGCCCCCGCGCUGCCGGAUCCGCCGUCCAUUGGCCGCCGGGCGCCUGGGCCGCUCGGAGCGUGACGCGCGGCGAGCGCGCGGCUGGUGCGGAGCGCGGCGUGGCGGAGCGGCGGCGGCGAGCGGAGAUGCCCGAGGCCACCCGGUGCAGCAGCAGCAGCAGCAGCAGCGGGGCCGAGUCGGGCUCCGACUGCUCCAUGGACACCGAGGGCGUCCCGGAGAGCGGCCGCCGGCGGCACAAGAAGGAGAAGAAGGAGAAGAAAUCUAAACGCCGGGACAAGUUUCAGAGGGGAAAGACUCAGACAGAUGACAGCGAGGAAUCGGAUGAGGAGCGUUAUGCCCCGAAACCCAAGAAAUCAAAGAGUGUCAGUAAACAGAACGGUCACACGAAAGAGGAGAGCGUGGAGAAAUCGAGAAUGUCCUCCUUGAGCAGCAAAUCCUCCCGCAGAAGCCGACAGAGUAGUUCCAGUGAAACGUCAAGUGAGAGCGAGAGUGAGAGCGAGCAGGAUCAGGAAUUGACUGGAGAACAGAAGGAGGGUGCUUUCUCCAAUUUUUCUAUUUCCAAAGAAACUGUCCAGCUUCUUCAAGCUCGAGGAGUGACGUACCUGUUCCCUGUGCAAGUGAAGACCUUCAACCCAGUGUAUUCUGGCAAGGAUGUCAUUGCUCAGGCACGAACUGGAACAGGCAAAACAUUCUCUUUUGCUAUUCCCUUAAUUGAGAAACUUCAGGGAGACUCACAGGAAAGAAGAAGAGGCCGUCCACCAAAGGUUCUAGUUCUUUGUCCAACAAGAGAGCUGGCAAAUCAGGUUGCCAAAGAUUUCAAGGAUAUCACAAGGAAGCUGACAGUAGCUUGUUUUUAUGGAGGAACUCCCUAUAAUGGACAAAUUGACCUCAUGAGAAGUGGCAUUGACAUUUUGGUUGGGACUCCUGGUCGAAUCAAAGACCACCUGCAGAAUGGCAAGCUGGACCUUACCAAGGUCAAACACGUUGUACUGGAUGAAGUUGACCAGAUGCUGGACAUGGGAUUUGCUGAGCAAGUGGAAGACAUUUUACGAGUUGCAUACAAGAAAGAUUCUGAAGACAAUCCCCAGACCCUGCUGUUCUCUGCAACUUGCCCGCACUGGGUGUAUGAUGUGGCUAAGAAAUACAUGAAGUCUAGAUAUGAACAGAUUGACCUUAUUGGGAAAAGAACUCAGAAGGCUGCUACAACAGUAGAACAUUUGGCAAUAGAGUGUCACUGGUCUCAGAGAGCUGCAGUUAUUGGAGAUGUCAUUCAGGUCUACAGUGGCAGCCAUGGGAGGACCAUUGUCUUCUGUGAGACUAAAAAGGAGGCAAAUGAACUGGCUCUGAAUGCUUCAAUCAAACAGGAUUGCCAGUCGUUGCAUGGUGACAUUCCUCAGAAGCAGAGAGAGAUCACACUGAAGGGUUUUAGGAACGGUUCAUUUAAAGUUCUGGUUGCAACCAAUGUAGCUGCCCGUGGUUUAGAUAUCCCAGAAGUUGACCUGGUUGUACAAAGCUCACCACCAAAGGAUGUGGAGUCCUACAUCCAUCGCUCUGGGCGCACGGGCCGAGCUGGGCGGACUGGGAUCUGCAUCUGUUUCUAUCAGAGAAAGGAGGAAUACCAGCUGAGACACGUGGAACAAAAAGCGGGCAUUACAUUCAAGCGCGUUGGUGUUCCUACUGCAACAGACAUAAUAAAGGCUUCCAGCAAAGAUGCCAUGAGGUGCCUGGAUUCUGUUCCUCAGACUGCUAUUGAGUAUUUCAGAGAAUCUGCUCAGUUGCUAAUAAAAGAAAAGGGACCAGUUAAUGCUCUGGCUGCAGCUCUGGCCCAUAUUUCGGGUGCUACUUCCAUUGAACAGCGCUCACUGCUGAACUCGGAUGUGGGAUUUGUUACAAUGAUACUACGAUGCUCUGAGGAAAUAAGCAACAUGAGCUAUGCCAUGCGAAGGCUGCGAGAAGUGUUGGGUGAUGAUAUUGAUCGGAAGGUGAACAGGAUGUGUUUCCUCAAGGGAAAAAUGGGUGUUUGCUUUGACGUUCCUGUGGCACACCAAAAAGAUAUAGAGGCGAGGUGGGAAGAUUCCAAACACUGGCGUUUGUGUGUGGCCACUGAGUUACCAGAGUUGGUCGAGUCCAUACGAGGAGGAGGAGGAGGAGGAGGCAGUGGUGGAGGGAAUGGCCGCAGCUUCUCGAGCUCCCGGAACGGUCGGCGUGGUGGCUCUGGUAGAAACAGGUUCAGGAGCAGAGGGCAGAAACGAAGCUUCAGCAGAGCGUUUGAACAUUAACUUCGACAAUCCAGAAGUGAGGAAAAAAUGGGACUGAAGUAUUUUAUAUUACAUUACACUAGGCUGUUUCUGUGUGUUUGUACCAUUGGGGAAAAUACUUCAUUAAGAUAUUUUUUUUUGUCAGUACUACUUUGCUCAUAAACAAGGUUCUGUUCAUUUAAAAAAGUACAAAGGAAAAAAACCCCAAAAAACCUGCAAGAAAAAAAAUGUUUCUUUUGUUUCUCAUAUUGCUCUUUGAAUCUUUCCAUAAUAUGUCUGUUGCGUUCAAAACUGUAGCCUGGUUCACUGUAUAAUACAUAGAUCUGAAUUGCUGCUCAAACCUGUACAUUUUCUGAUAAAAUUAAAUAUUAUUUUACAACUUCACA